Molecule: messenger RNA, 1578 nt
Organism: Eremothecium cymbalariae DBVPG#7215
Lineage: Eukaryota; Fungi; Ascomycota; Saccharomycetes; Saccharomycetales; Saccharomycetaceae
Exons: 1
Coding region: 1-1578 (525 amino acids)
Cellular component (GO): nucleus
Source: RefSeq, a predicted model, not a curated record
AUGAGCUUAACGGUUCCUGAAGAAGAAAUCAGUGACAAAUGGUUAUGGCAGCAGGAAAUAAACGAUACUGUUGAUGUAUUUGAGAUACCAAAGCACACAACGUUGGUAUUUGGUGUAUUUUAUCUGGACAAGUUUGAAAUUAACGUUAUUGAAAAAGUGAAUAAAUUAUAUUGUGAGCUAGAAAAGCUAUUUCUACCGUGGAAUCAGUAUUAUCCGUGGAAUAGACUUAAUGGAGUUAAUAUUAGAGUUGUGAAGCGCAACGAUAUCCCUCCAUUUGUAUUUGGAACAGUAGUGGUGGAAGAUAAUGCAGAGCAAGAGGAAUCUCUUAUGUUGGGGUUGCUACGUAGAUUCUCUGAAUCAUCUGGAAAUCAGAUAUUCAUAAAGAUAUGCGAUACUGAUGGUGAUUUUGUAUUAGUUUCCUGCAGUGAUUUUAUUCCUGAUGAAUAUGAGUACCCUAUUGGAAAUAACAGGCAUUGGAUACAUGAAGGUGAGUUUAAGUUUAUACCAAGCUAUUUCAAAAAUAAACGUGGACUCAGAUGUAAGGAGGCGUUAGAGUUUUUAAAAGAAUCAUAUUUCAAAUGUGUAAAGAUACCUGCGAUUACAAAUCAUAUCGAAAAACACCUGCUUAAUGAAUUUCCUAUCAAAUACCUGAGGCAACUCAAAUGGUUGUCCGCGAACAUUUCAAAUAAUAAGCAUCGCAAUAUAAUAAAGCAAAAUCCCAAGUUGGCCGGAAUUCUCUUAAAGAACUUUAUCGACCAGAGGCUCUCUUUAAAUGCUGUAACAAUCAGCAGCAAGCCGUCUGAUGACGGUUCCUUAUUGAAAAUAUUAGCAUCAGACAACCACACAAGGUUACUUACUUUGUUUUUAUCCAACCAUUCUGAACUUUUAAAAUUUGAUCAGAGUACUUUAGUUGGGACAAUUUUAUCCAUAUCACUCCAAGAUCUUCUAGAUAACAGUAUCCUAAAGGCUGAAGAAUUUGGAUCACAGUUAACUUCCACAUUGGGGCAAGCCUUAUUCAAUGAUCAUCAAGUAACUGAGCCUAUAGAGUUUAACACGGUAAAUGCCAUUGAUGAAGGUUACGCUACGGGACAAGAGUUUGCAAAUGAAAAGCUAACUUCAAAUUUAAACAGUUUUCUAUCCAAAAUGAACGAUAGUAUCGAUGGAGUUAACAAUAAAGGCAAUCACCUACCAGAAUUUGAUGACGAAGAUUCUGUUGAUGAGGAUGAGAGAGCUCGCCAAUACUUUAAGGCUGAAAAUGUUGAAAUAAAUGAAGACGAUUUUUUUGAAUAUUUCUUAACGGAGGGUCUGAAAUUGAAUAAGGAAGAACUUGAUAACUAUAGGAGUGAUCGAUUUGAUAAUUGUGAUACAGCUCCACAAUUUCCUGAAAAAAGGGGGAAAAUGGGCAAGAAUAGGGAGGAAGAGGAAGAGGAAGAGAUGUUACAUGAAUUAGAAACUUUAUUGAGGAGCACUAAAAGUAGCACUAAUGUGGAAGAAAUAGAAGAAUUAAUCAAAUCAAUGCAGGUUGACGGAGCAGUUAAUGGGCCACUGCAAACUAUGCUAAGGAACUUUGAUUCGUAA